UCAACUCAAUGCAAAGAGCACCAUUACAAAAACCGUUCACCAUUUUGAAACCCGUUUUCUAGAGAGAGAAAGCUCCAGAGGCUAGCGUCCGGACCAGACAAAGAUACUGUCUCCCUAGAGAGAGAAAGCAAAGUAGAGAGAGAAAGAGAGAGAGAUGACGGGGCUAGUAAUGGUGACUCGAGGAGGCGGUUGUGGCGGCGGUGGUAAAGGAAGUAAUAAUAACAAGGUGGGAGCGAAGAGCUCCGAGGAAGAGCAGGGCCAGCUUCCGCUGGUGACGUUGCUGUUGGCGGCUUUAAGGAAAUCCAUGGUGUCUUGUCGCGUCGACAGGGGAGGAGAAGACGUGAUCUCCGCCGUUCAUCAGAUGGAGAUCGGAUGGCCCACCAACGUCCGCCACAUCACCCACGUCACCUUCGACCGGUUCAACGGCUUUCUCGGUCUUCCGGUCGAGUUCGAGGUCGAGAUCCCCGGCCGAGUUCCCAGUGCUAGUGCAAGUGUGUUUGGAGUGUCAGCAGAAUCAAUGCAGUGUUCGUAUGAUUCAAAAGGGAACAGUGUGCCUACCAUUCUCUUGCUAAUGCAGGAGCGGCUAUACUCACAGGGAGGUCUCAAGGCAGAGGGAAUAUUCCGAAUUAACCCGGAAAACAGUCAAGAGGAGCAUGUGAGGGACCGGCUGAACAGGGGCAAUGUGCCUGAUGACAUUGAUGUGCAUUGCUUGGCAGGCUUGAUCAAGGCUUGGUUUAGAGAGCUUCCUUCAGGAGUGUUGGAUGGACUUUCUCCGGAACAAGUUCUCCAAUGCAACACCGAAGAAGAAUGCGUCAAACUCGUGAAGCAACUGAAGCCAACGGAAACCGCAUUGCUCAACUGGGCAGUUGAUCUCAUGGCUGAUGUUGUUGAGGAAGAGGAAUUCAACAAAAUGAAUGCUAGGAAUAUCGCCAUGGUUUUCGCUCCCAACAUGACUCAAAUGUCUGAUCCAUUGACGGCUUUGAUGCACGCGGUUCAAGUGAUGAAUCUGCUCAAGACCCUCAUCACCAAAACGCUAAGAGAGCGCGAAGAGACUGCAACAGCCGGAGGAUACUCACCAAUGUCAUCUUGUUCAUCUGAUCAUCAUCAAACCGAUGAAGACUUAUACAGUCACACUGAUCAUCAUCACACUGAUGAAGACUUGUAUAGUCAGCAAGACAUGGACACCGGCAGCGAGAGAGGGCAGGCAUCUGACGACGACGAGGAGAACACUCAUUGCAGCCACGACAGCGAAGAUGAGGAGGACCAUGAUGAUGAAGAUGAUGAUGAGGUUCAAUCACUCAACCAGAUAGAGGAGUGCUUCUUGAGGCAAUUGGACGACAACAAAGGCGUCACGACGAGCUUCACCGAUGAAAACUAUGUGAAUCCCGAGUGUUGCUCAGGCCAGAACAAAAUGGAGGAAUCCGUCAUAUCAGUUACUGAAAGCAAUGAAGCAAAUUCUGGCUUGACUACAAGUGAUGGAGAAGAAGGUAUUGUUAUUGACUCGGGCAAAAGUUUGAUGUCUUUAGAAAAGAGGGUCGAUGCGGAGAUGGAGAGAUUAGUGGAGAACAUCUGAUCAAACACCUUUUCACUUCUCAAAGUCCUUGAGAAUUUGUACUUUGUUUACUAGAUUUUUUUUUCUUUUCAUUUUUAGUCUUCAUGUUCGGUUCUGUAAAUUACUUGUUUGUUUUCAUGUUCAGCAAGAAGGCUUGACUGAACUGAUGUUGGGAAUUGGGAACGUUUUGCUUGUGGGGAAAAAGGGGUUCAGCUUGAGGCUGAACAACCAUGAUUGAGCUUGGCUUGUGUAUGGGCAAAGUUAAGCUUUAGGAAAGGAGUUCUAUGUUCUAUCUAUGGCUGACAUUUGUCUAGUACCAAUACCAUAAUGUUUUUGUGGUACAACAACUUUAUGGUAACUUGUUGUAAAAGACUAAAAAAGUCUUGUCGGCAAAACCUUAGGGAGCUUGUUUUUCCAUUUUCAGUCUGAAAUCGUGCUUGUUUAACUUUGCUUGACUUUGUAUGAAUCCUAUCAUUCAAA
Molecule: messenger RNA, 2032 nt
Organism: Morus notabilis
Lineage: Eukaryota; Viridiplantae; Streptophyta; Magnoliopsida; Rosales; Moraceae
Product: rho GTPase-activating protein 2
Exons: 4
Coding region: 155-1573 (472 amino acids)
Biological process (GO): signal transduction
Molecular function (GO): GTPase activator activity
Source: RefSeq, a predicted model, not a curated record